Molecule: messenger RNA, 1606 nt
Organism: Prorocentrum cordatum
Lineage: Eukaryota; Dinophyceae; Prorocentrales; Prorocentraceae
Source: the annotation of a GenBank genome assembly
AGCACUGCCACAGCGCCUGAGCACGGUGAGGCCAGGCCAGCGUGUGCUGUGCUACGACAACCUCCUCAGGGGGAUGAAGUACACCGACAUCCUGGACGUCAGCGUCGCAGCAGGCUCCGAGUGCACCGACUGGGUGACAGUGCUCCUGCACGACGGCACGAGUCUGGAGAUGACCCGCAACCACCCAGUAGAGUGUUUCUCCACCUCUGAGGGGGGCCGCUCGCAGGGCAGGUACAUCCCGGCCAGCGAGGUGCAGGCAGAGAUAGACAGCAUAGUGGUACUCAAGACCGUCCUGGUGCCCGUCAGCAGCGUCCAGCGGACAACGCCGGAUCCCGUCCCCAGCACCAGCGCUGCACCCUCGCGGGACUGGGUCAACCUCAGUGUACAGCACCCAGACCGUCACACAAUCUUCGUCUCGCAUAGUUCCGAGGCGGCGCGCGGCGCCAUGGCUGUCGGGACGCUCGACUUCUCCCAUGGUGGCCACCGCAUGUCCGUGAAACGAUCGUUCGUCGCUGUAGAGGAUGAUGCUGGCACCAGCGAGAAGCUCAGCAGCCGGCGCACGGUCUCCGCACCAGACCUCGGGCUGACCCGGGACCAGGACCUGGACCUGGAGGCGGGCUUCCUGGGCGACCCCCAGGACUCGGAGGUCAGCGACAGCCCUAGGCGCGCCCCGAUGGGCGCCUUCCAGCUGCUGGCCGGGCUCGUCGCAGGGGCCGGCGGGGCCCUGUUGUCCCCCCGGGGGCCCCCGGCGGAGGGCCCCACCGCCGCCGCGCCCAGCAGGGCGUCGUCGGCGUCGGCGGGGGGCCUCGCGUCCUCCGCGGGCAGCGAGAAGCACGGCGGCAGCGCCUCGACGACGUCCGCGUCCGAGGGCAAGCGCAAGGGCGGGCUGCGGCGCGAGAGGCAGCGGGAGAAGCUGAAGGAGAAGCGGCACGGCUGAGGCGCGGGCUGGGGCCCGCGCCGCCCCGCGCCAGCGCCUCGACGGCGUCCGCGUCCGAUGGGGAGGCGCGGGGGGGCGGGCUGCGGCGGUCGGCCUUAUAAAGCAUCUAAGAGCUUACCAGACAACCGAGGAGCAUUUUAACAAGUCCCAACGUGCCGGGGGCACGUUGGCGGAUCCAUCUAAUGGUAUGCGUAAGCCAUUUACCGCAUAGCUGUAUUUCCACCGCCUGUGCCUUGGGCGGCCGCUGUAUUUCAACCGCCUGUGCCUUUGGCGGCCGCGUCUCGGUUCCGACGCAUAUUAGGAAGCUCGGAGCUUUUAGCAUACGCUGUAAGUUGCUCGUUUUCAGCGCCACGUCGCGCAAGGCCGCAGCCUCGAGGUCACACUCUUCUGGCAUACCUCCUCUCUUGCCUGAACCCUCCGCGCGACCUUGUUUCGGCAAAGCAGCAACCCGACAACGGGGUUACAACAUUUUCAUUGCUCGGGCAUGCUCCCGCGUAUGUUGCCACACGCUUCUGUUCAUCGUGGUGGGACCGCAGCCGUCUGGCUGCGACGGCACCAACGACUCGGUUGCGACGGCACCCACGGCAACUCAAUGGCUGAUAAGGUUGUGACAGGUUUGGUGAUGUCGCUCGCGGCAUUUGUGAUCAUCUCGAUGAAAUCAGGAGUACC